Pelobates fuscus (common spadefoot toad) is the source of this 601-nucleotide messenger RNA. RefSeq names its product transmembrane protein 272-like. The transcript has 6 exons. The record is from RefSeq and is a predicted model, not a curated record. The coding region runs from base 121 to 549 and encodes 142 amino acids. NCBI's taxonomy places the organism in Eukaryota, Metazoa, Chordata, Amphibia, Anura, Pelobatidae.
UGUCAUCAGAAAGAUCAUUACUUGUAUAUUCAGCUGUGGGUUUGAUUCCUCAGUUAUUGAAAGACAGACGUUGUGUUCAUCUUGCCUUGUGCUGCUUGAAAAAUAAAAGCACCAAGCAACAUGGAGUCAUCAAAUAAUAUCCGUAGCCAACUUGUUGGAAUAUGUAUAUGGCUUGGAAUAAGCAUUGCUAUGAUUGUAAUGGGAGCCAUCUACAAAGAUGAGUGCGCUAUCCAGCCAUAUAUACCAAUUUACCUGAUCGUUGGAGGUGCUGCACAUUUCCUGGGUUUUUCUUUGAUUUUUUUUAGACUUGCAUGCCAGACAUUCAACAUAUUUUUAGAAGGUUUAAUUAGUUUGUUCUCAUUUGUUUGGUUUAUUUCAGGAAGUGUUUGGGUUUUCAGUGUGUACACCAAAUAUGAAGGCCAAUGCAACCAGCAUCUUUACUUAUUUGCUUUUGGUAUUCUGCUAGUUCAGUAUGUUCAAAUUGGGCUGUUAAUGAUUUGUUCCUGUUGUUGCUGUUUACCAAGAUCAAACUCAUAUGAGAGCGUUUGAUGCAAUACAUGUAAAUAUAAACCUGAUUUAUGAUGCGGUGAUUGAUGAUGGG